Molecule: messenger RNA, 1044 nt
Organism: Aspergillus aculeatus ATCC 16872
Lineage: Eukaryota; Fungi; Ascomycota; Eurotiomycetes; Eurotiales; Aspergillaceae
Product: protein GET4
Exons: 4
Coding region: 1-1044 (347 amino acids)
Biological process (GO): protein insertion into ER membrane
Cellular component (GO): cytosol; TRC complex
Molecular function (GO): protein binding
Source: RefSeq, a predicted model, not a curated record
AUGACCUCACGCAUUGAGAAGACCAUCGCUCGACAGCAAGAGAAAAUCGCUUCUGGUGCAUAUUACGAGGCUCAUCAACAACUACGAGUCAUCGCCGCGCGUUAUAUCAAACAAGCCAACUACGAUGUGGCGGCAGAACUAUUAGCUAGUGGCGCUGCAGCCCUCUUGAAAGCCGGCUCCCAGCAGGGUGCUUCCGCUAGUGGCGGAGACCUGGCUAUCAUGCUGGUCGUUGAGGUGUACAUCAAGGCAGGUUGGGAGAUCACCCCCGGUGAUGAUGAUACUGAAGGACGAAUCCGCAAGAAGCGAUUGAUCGAGCUUUUGCACGCCUUCCCACCCGAGGAACCUACACGGAAAAGGUUUAUCCAAGAGAUGAUUGGAUGGAGUGGUCGUUUUGGCCCCCUGGAGAGAGGCGACCCCGAAUUGCAUCAUGCUGCUGGGUCAGUAUACGCCGAGAACAGUGAACCAUAUGACGCUGAGAAGCACCUUAUUUUCGGUACCUCAGAAUCGGCCGAGACUCUGGCGAAACUUGAAUACGAGUGGUACACUCAUGACGAUCCGCAUACGGCAGCUAUCUACGCAUCUCGUGCCGUAUUUCCAUACCUUCUCAUCGGAAACCUCCGUAACGCCAACAAGGCCUUUCUUAUCUUCACGUCAAAGCUUUCCUCCUCGAAUCCAUCACUCGGCGUACAAGAGGUUAGCAGCGCUAGUUCUGACGUGCGGGUUUAUCCCGCGCUCCCUUUGCUGAACUUCAUAAGCAUGCUCCUCCUCACGAUACAGCGUGGUAGUUCGGAUCUUUUCAAGCAGCUGACCGCUCAUUAUGCAUCCCACAUUCGAGAGGUGGGUAUCUGGGACGAAGCCCUGGCUCAGCUGGGUGAGCAGUAUUUUGGGAUCAAAAUUCCCAGGCAAAGCAAUCCCUUGCUAGACAUGAUGGGCAGCAUGCUUUUCGGAGGUGGUCAGGAUACUGCCGGUGCCCGGACGGCACCUCAAGGACGAGCGGGUUCGAAAAGGGUCGAGGCGCCCCUUGCGAGUAUGGAGCUUGACUAG